Messenger RNA from Aspergillus heteromorphus CBS 117.55, 2000 nucleotides. RefSeq names its product putative cyclopropane-fatty-acyl-phospholipid synthase. Gene Ontology annotation, biological process: cellular response to biotic stimulus. The transcript is spliced from 4 exons. Lineage: Eukaryota; Fungi; Ascomycota; Eurotiomycetes; Eurotiales; Aspergillaceae. The record is from RefSeq and is a predicted model, not a curated record. Bases 36 to 1589 code for a protein of 517 amino acids.
CCUCCCCCCUCCCUCCUCAAUUCGUCUUCUCUGUCAUGACGAACAUCCACCCCGAGUCCCCCGAGGACUUCGAGUUCAUCGAAACUCCUCCCGCCGCUUGCACCACUCCCGCGGACGACUGCGGUGUGCGGACUACCUCGUACCCGGCCAUUAAGAAUGCCCCCGUCCCUGCGGACUCCCAGGGCAGUGACAGCUUCUCCAACACCCUGCUCUUCGCCCUCCUCUUCCUGGUCCCAUGGUACCUCGCGCGCCAGGUCGGUGGUGGUUUCUACACCACCAUCUUCCUCGCUGUCUUCACCACAAUCCCCAUCCUGAUGGCCUUCUGGUCCGUCGCCUCGUCCAUCUCGCCCCGCAAGACUGAAAAGGCCAAGUAUGCUGGUCGCCCCGUCGAGUACUACCUGAACUUCCACAGCGAGCACGACCGCACCGCCUACCGCGGAAAGAGCAAGAUCCCCAUGGAGGUCUUCUACGAGAAGUACUUCAACGGCGAGGUCGACUUCAAGUGUGACGCUCUCGAGGCUCUCGAGUUCCGCCACGACUGGGCCAACUUCCGCUUCACCUGGGGUCUCUACAAGCACUUCCUCUUCGGCUUCAUUCCCGAGAUGCUGAUGCACACCCGUUCCCAGGACGAGGAGCAGGUGCGUGACCACUACGACCGCGGUGACGACUUCUACGCUUGGUUCUUGGGCCCCCGUAUGAUCUACACUUCCGGUAUCAUCAGCGACCCCAACAAGGACGAGACUCUCGAGGAGCUUCAGGACAACAAGCUGGCUGUGGUCUGCGAAAAGAUCGGCGUCAAGCCCGGUGACACGGUUCUCGAUCUGGGUUGCGGCUGGGGUACCCUGGCCAAGUACGCUUCGGUUCACUACGGUGCUCAGGUUACUGGUAUCACGCUGGGUCGCAACCAGACUGCCUGGGGUAACAAGGGUCUCCGCAACGCUGGUGUCGAAGACUCCCAAAGUCGUAUCCUGUGCCUCGACUACCGUGACGCUCCCCGGGUCUCUGGCGGCUACAAGAAGAUCACCUGUCUCGAAAUGGCCGAGCACGUCGGUGUUCGUCACUUCGGCACCUUCCUCUCUCAGGUUUACGACAUGCUGGAUGACGACGGUGUCUUCUUCCUGCAGAUCGCUGGUCUCCGCAAGUCUUGGCAGUACGAGGAUCUCAUCUGGGGUCUUUUCAUGAACAAGUACAUCUUCCCUGGUGCUGACGCGAGCACUCCCCUGGGCUUUGUCGUCGACAAGCUGGAGGGCGCCGGGUUCGAGAUCAAGAGCGUUGACACCGUCGGUGUCCACUACUCCGCUACUCUCUGGCGCUGGUACCGGAACUGGAUGGGCAACCGCGAGAAGGUCGAGGCCAAGUACGGCAAGAGAUGGUUCAGAAUCUGGGAAUACUUCCUUUCCUACUCCACCAUCACCUCCCGCCAGGGUGGUGCUACCUGCUGGCAGAUUACCCUCGUCAAGAACAUCAACUCCACCCACCGUGCCGACGGUAUCCACAACCAGUUCGGUCUCGCCGGUGCCCGCCAGGCCGCCAUCGACCACGCCGGUCAGGGCGUUGUCCCCAGCGCUUUUGUUCCCACCAAGGCUUAAAUAUAGCCUCCGGUAUCGAUGCCACGGGACCUAGCAGGUGUCUGUCCAUCUAGACAUGAAAGCCCGCUCAAUCCUCUGUACCAUCAACCACCCAAGGUUAUUAUUUAUCCCAAACCAUCGGAAUCCAGAAAUGGGCCCGAAAAAGAAAAAAAAGAAAAAACAAAUGAAAGAAAAGAGCAAGAGAAUAUGAGAUAUGACGGACUCACUCCACCAAUAUCCUCAUUCAAUCUCUCACAGGUAUGAUUUGAAACGAAGGAAGUUUGUUUUAUUUUCCUUUUCCUUUUUCUUUUUCUUUUUUUUUUUUUAACUUUUCAAUGGGAAUGGGAAUCGGAAUCGGAAUGAAAAGAACUAGUUAUGUACAAUGAUUCUGAUUUUUAUAUACUUGUUCUCUCUUUGUUUCAUGGGAAAAAC